GGCGGUAAAGGUUGUGGGAUGUGGAAUUUGGCCGUUAAUGGGUUUCUCGGCAAGUUACUGCAAUACUCCUUGAAAUUGGCACACAUUAUUGUCUGCUGUGGAUGGUGGUGGCGGGAAAGCGGGCUAUUUUAGGAGGUCAUAUGGAUUUUAUAUCUAUUUGAAGAGGAGCAAGAUCAUAUAAACAAAUACAAGUCCUCCAUUCUCCAACUUGUUACGCUGGAACUAGUAUCCCAUCCCCCUCAGGUGUUCAGCCAGCCGUUAGGCUCGAGCGCACCUGUCGAUUGCGUCAGCCGCCAACCAACGGCCGUUAGUGCGCGAGAGUAUCUGGCGGCGACGUCACCCAACACCAACCGUCGUGCCGGAGUGGGCCGAUCAUGAGCUGACCUCCCUGCUCCUCCUCCCUCCACCCGCUUAAAACACCCGAGCGAGGUCGGGGUGGGGAGGCCGGAGCCGCUUCGGCCACGGUCGGAAACAUUCGGCUAUUUCCGUGAGCGCCGCUCACCAACUUGAACAAUAACAAUUACCGCAACUUGACAUCCAUGAUUUAAUGGCGUGCGUGUGACAUCUUGGAAACCGUAGCCAAUUAUUGCCUCCUGUCCCUCCCACGGCAUUGUAUUGGAGCUUUUAAAAAAAAUCCUUAAUGACUUGCACCAAGUUUCUUCUUGGUCUUGCAACGGUGGAACUGACUUGGCUAUAAAAUGACUUAGGUUGAGGCCACCUGAAAAUCUAUCGCAUCGUUAUGAGUUGUAUCCGUCGGCUUUUGGUGGCUGUUCUCUUUACAAGUAUUCUUAGUGAGUUUAAUAGCAGUAAGCAGCCGUACACCAACACCUGGGCUGUCUACAUCUCUGGUGGGGCAGGGGAAGCCAGAAGGAUAGCUCGCAAGCACGGAUUCAUCAACUUAGGACGGGUUUUUGAUGAUGGGCGCUAUUACUAUUUUAAACACCAACGAGUGUCAAAACGAUCUGUCAUUCCACACCAGAUCCGACAUAGGCGACUGGAAAAGGAACCCAAGGUGAAGUGGCUGGAACAGCAAGUAGUGAAAAGUCGGCAGAAGCGAGCAUUUUCUGUUCCUUCAGAUCCUCUAUACCAUAAGCAGUGGUAUUUGAACAAUGCGAUCCCUAAUGACCUAAACGUUCUGUCCGCCUGGAAGCGGGGUUACACAGGUGAAGGGAUUGUGGUAUCCAUCCUGGAUGAUGGAAUAGAGAAGAACCAUCCAGACUUGGCCAAAAAUUAUGACCCUAAAGCAAGCUUUGAUAUAAAUGAUGAUGAUCCUGACCCCCAACCCAGAUAUAACUUUAACGAUGAAAAUCGGCAUGGAACACGGUGUGCAGGUGAAGUGGCUGCUGUGGCCAAUAAUCUCUGUGGUGUUGGUGUAGCAUACAAUGCCAAAAUUGGUGGAGUAAGAAUGCUUGAUGGUGAGAUUACUGAUGUAGUGGAAGCCCGCUCGCUCAGCCUCAACCCUCAACACAUUCACAUCUAUAGUGCUAGCUGGGGCCCAGAGGACAAUGGGCAGACUGUGGAAGGGCCAGCAGUAUUGGCAAGUCAGGCAUUCCUCAGGGGUAUUACAAAAGCCUCAACAUCUCUAUUCUUGGAUAGAAUUCUGAACACUCAUCAGCCUUUGAAAAAACUUCUCCAAUUCACAGCCCUAAAAAUAGUUAUAACCCUUCUCUUUAACCUGAGCCUACAGGGUCGAGGUGGUCUUGGUUCCAUUUUCGUUUGGGCAUCUGGUAAUGGAGGCUUCCAAUAUGAUGACUGUAACUGCGAUGGCUAUACCAACAGCAUCUACACACUGUCUGUAGGCAGCACAACUCAACUAGGGAAUGUUCCAUGGUACAGCGAGGCCUGCUCUUCAACGCUAACCACCACUUACAGCAGUGGAACCAGAUUGGAAAAACAGAUUGUAACAACCGAUCUUCGCUUACGAUGUACAGAGAAACACACUGGAACAUCAGCAUCUGCACCACUUGCUGCUGGGAUCAUAGCCCUUGCUCUGGAAGCAAAUCCUACAUUGACCUGGCGUGAUAUGCAGCACAUUGUGGUGAGAGCAUCUAAACCUUUGCAUUUGAAAGCAGGCGACUGGACCAAGAAUGGUGUCGGCCGCAAAGUGAGCCAUCACUAUGGGUAUGGACUACUGGAUGCUGGAUUGUUGGUGGAUUUGGCAACAAAGUGGUUGACAGUGAACCCACAGAGAGAAUGCUCCAUAGACAUUAGUAAAUCCGCACAAGUUAUUUCUGACAAGCUUGUUAUCCAGAAAUAUGUUGAUCCUUGUUCUCAAACUAAAAAAUACAUCCGAUCUCUUGAACACGUGGUGGUUAGAUUGUCACUAAGCUACACUCGAAGAGGUGAUCUGAGAAUUGCACUUACUAGUCCCAGUGGGACAUAUUCCAAGUUGGUUGAUGUAAGACCAUAUGACACAUCAAGCCAUGGGUAUAGAGACUGGACCUUCAUGAGCGUACACUGCUGGGAUGAAGACCCAAAAGGAAUUUGGACGCUUAAGAUUGAGAAUAAAGGAAGUUCCACAAACACCGGUGUUCUGUCCUAUUUUAAGUUGCUCUUGUAUGGUACUGACGAAAACAUGAUGACAAGACGCACCAAGAAUACAGUGAUAAGCCACUGCAUCAACUGGAAUGAAGAUGGGGUCUGUGAAGAAUGCCAAGGUAACUUUGUCAACUUCGGACGUCUUUGCCUCGUCACCUGUCCUCCACAUUAUUACAAUGUUUCAAGAAUUUUAAAUAAAACAAUGAGUGGUGUUCGCAGAAAUUUCACAGUGGAUACCUGUGCUCCUUGCCAUCCAUCUUGCUAUUCCUGUGAUGGCUAUUCUGUAAAUAACUGUCUGACAUGCCCUCCAUUUUCUAAUUAUGAUGAAAAGCAACAGUCUUGUUCACUUCCUAUUUAUCCAAGACAUUUUGGUAUGAGUGAAAGGAAUAAUCAAAUGGAUGGGCUUCACAAAAUUGUUGUGGUUGCAAUCCUUAUUGGUGCACCUGUUGCUCUGAUAUGUGGUGUAACAUCGUUGUCAUGGUUGAUACUCCGUUUAAGUAGGAGGCAGACAGUAAUGGUAACCACCUCUGUGCCUGGAGCCUCUGAAACAACCCAACUGCAUGUACAGCGUGACACUUCAGAUGAGGGAACUGGAAGCAGUGAGACGGAGUCCACGUACUUUAUCACACGGUUUGAUCAACGACCGGAUCAUUAAAAAAUAUUAAAAUGCAAA
Molecule: messenger RNA, 3211 nt
Organism: Chiloscyllium plagiosum (whitespotted bambooshark)
Lineage: Eukaryota; Metazoa; Chordata; Chondrichthyes; Orectolobiformes; Hemiscylliidae
Source: RefSeq, a predicted model, not a curated record